Messenger RNA from Filobasidium floriforme, 7207 nucleotides. RefSeq names its product PLU-1-like protein-domain-containing protein. Lineage: Eukaryota; Fungi; Basidiomycota; Tremellomycetes; Filobasidiales; Filobasidiaceae. The transcript is spliced from 7 exons. The record is from RefSeq and is a predicted model, not a curated record. Gene Ontology annotation, biological process: chromatin remodeling. Bases 399 to 7085 code for a protein of 2228 amino acids. Gene Ontology annotation, cellular component: nucleus. Gene Ontology annotation, molecular function: histone demethylase activity; DNA binding.
CACCAACACCACCACCACCACCUUCGCUGUCGCCACGUAGACUCGGAUCGAAAAAGACGACGGCAAGAGUCAUCGGGAGAGGAGAAUCCUCGGCGUUGGGCGAGUCGAGUUCGAACCGACCUUACGCUUCGAUCGGUCAUCCUCAAUCUCAAUCUCGCCUUUCUUCGUUACCAUCGAUAUCAACCGCACUUUCAACCGACUCUGCGGCAGACUGGAAGGGACGAUCGCUCUUGCUUCAAUUACACUCGCAUAGGGAUCGACAUUCUACCCGGAGUUUUCGGCGGGGUCGAAAGCGACGGCGAUCCGACGAAUCUUGCAGCACCACUUCGAAAGGCGAGACUCGAACUCGGCCUGACCCGAAUACGGGUUUCGGCAGCGAAAUUGAUAGCGACACGAUCAUGGUCGGGUUUCUUCCACCGGGUUUAGCGGCUAUCGUCCACAACCCACUACGAACAAGUACGACUGCAUCACAAGCCAAGGAUACCGAUACGAGUGCAGACGUGCAAGUGGAUACGGACGCAGAUGAAAAUAUGGAUGGCGACAGCGAUAGUAAUCAGCCAGAGGUACCCGCGAAAAGACCUCGAGGUCGACUUCCUGGACCACCACGAGCUCCAGUGACCAAGAGGGGACGGGGACGGGGGCCAGGACGACCGAGAGGACGAGGAAGGGGUGCAAAGAGACCUGUCGGGCGGCCCAGGAAAGUGCAAGCGGAGGAUGAACCCUUGGCACCCGCCGAAAUGUCGGCUCCUACAUCUUCGAACGUGAAUCCUGACGCGGGUGUCGAGGGAAAAAAGACGUCGACGAGGUCAAAGAGGACGACGAGCUCGAAACCCGAGAUUGCGGCACAGGCCAGCGGGAGCAGUCAUACCCCCUCGAAAUCGCUCUAUUACGAAGGUUCUUCUGACGAGGAUGAGGAUAUGGGCGAGGGCGAGCAUGAAGCUGAAGUCGACGCCGAGUUGGAAGAUCGCGACGAAGCUCCGGCAAAGGCUAGAGAGGAGAGCGCUGCCAACUCUACCCCUACGAAAUCGGUAGCGCCGGGAAGUAGCAGGAAGAACGGGAAUGGGAAAGCACCUCAACAGAGGUCGCAUCGAGCUCGCCAGAACGAGGUGCCUGCGCAGUAUAUCAACACGUUCACAACGGUGUUGGAUUACCCGAAAGCGCUUCAUACGGGUGCAGGUGGCGAGGCGGUAGGUCAAGCUGCAGUCGGGGCCGCCGGCGCAGAUGCCAGGUCCCGCUCGCAGAGACAGUCCAAGGUGGAUGCGCUGGGUAGGAUGGAUGGAAAAGCCAUCGUGGACGGAUCCAUACAGCCCGUGCCAGGAUCUUCGAACGGUCAUCCCACGCCCUCCAGUACAGGAUCCAUGCCCACCGGGCUCUCGCUUCUCCCUCCUAUGGCCAACCCGGCAAACGGCGCUUCGUCAACAGAAACCUCAACCAACCCGCCACCAGAACCCAACCCGAACAAUAAUCCCUUGAUGAAGAAACUCCACGUUCAACCCGCUCCUCCUCUCCAGAAAUCUAGCGUCAAGUGGGCCGGACCGAGGGAACCACAAAGUCGGACCCGGGAGAGGUUGUUUGGGUUGAAAGAGUGUCCUACCUUCUACCCAACCAAGGAAGAAUUUCGGGAUGCGAUGGGGUAUAUCAGGAAGAUUGGGGAGGAAGGGCAGGGGCAGGAAUGGGGGAUGGUCAAGAUUGUUCCGCCAAAGGAUUGGAAGAUGACCUUUGCUCUGAAUACCGAGACGUUCCGAUUCCAAACUAGAUUGCAGCGGUUGAACUCUCUUGAAGCUACUUCACGAGCCAAGUUCAACUUUUUGGAUCAGCUCUACAUGUUUCACAAACAGCAAGGGAAUCCGGAUGUCAUCAUCCCCGUGAUCGAUCAUCGGCCGUUGGACGUGUGGGCUUUGAGAAAAGAGGUCGCUGCGCAUGGUGGGGCGGAAAAUAUCACGAUCAACAAGGCAUGGGGAAGCGUGGCGAGAGCCAUGUCGUACACUCAGGCCCACGCGCCACAUCUGAAGAGCGCAUACGUCAAGAUCGUUCAGCCUUUCGACCAGUUCUACGAGCAGGUCAAGGGCGCUCCCUUGGCAACGGUGAUCGACCGAAAGAACGAAGAUAUCAAAGAGGAUGGAGAGGACGUCGACAUGCGAUCCGGCGACGCCGAUAAACGAUCCGAUUCUCUCUCUGCGUCACCCACUGGAUCAGAGAAGAAGCGAUCACUCCGCACUGCCUCACGAACCGCUGUGCCUUCGGGAUUGGGUCGCACGGCAGUCAAGGCCGACGAUGCUACGAGUGUCGCAGGUCGAAGCGCUGCGACGAUAUCGCCCAAAGGAAAAUCAAGGGCUUCGACGAGUCGUGCUGCGAGUGUCUCAACCGUCAUAACCGAGCUGGAUGAGGAAGAACUCGAUAUCGCCGAGACCGAGGUAAACGAUGCCGACAGUAUCAAGGACAGUAAGCGAGACGUGACGCCCGCUCGAGGUACCAAGAGGAAGCGCAAAACGGGUCGCAACGACGCGACAUCGACGCCAGUCAAGCGGACCACACGGAACAAGGUCCGCAAAGAUAUUCACUAUGAGAAGGGAGACAUCUGCGAAAUCUGCAUGCUUGGCAAGGACGCCGCCAAGAUCUUACUCUGUGACGAGUGUGAACGCGGUUUCCACAUUUACUGCCUCAAUCCACCGCUCUCGGCCAUUCCAGAUAUCGACGAGUGGUAUUGCCCGACCUGCCUCUUGAGCACCGGUCAUGACUACGGCUUCGAUGAGGGCGAGGAACACUCGUUGCAUUCUUUCCAAGAGCGAGCAAACGCUUUCAAGACGGAUUGGUUCGCGAAACACCCGCCGCAUUCCAGCACGAUUGCGGACGAGUUGCCACAGAACGCCAAUGGAAAUAUGCAUGCAGACAAGGUCGGAAGUCAUCACGUGACCGAAGAUGACAUCGAAAGGCAAUUCUGGUACCUGGUCGAAUCGCAAUACACCUCUGUCGAGGUAGAAUACGGCGCCGAUAUUCAUUCUACGACACACGGCAGUGCCGCUCCUACCUUGGAGACUCAUCCUUUCGAUUCUUACGCUGCGGACCCCUGGAACCUCAACAACUUGCCCAUUUUGCCUCAAUCCCUUUUGCGCUACAUCAAGUCGGACAUCUCGGGUAUGACCGUUCCCUGGACAUACAUCGGCAUGCUCUUUUCUACAUUCUGCUGGCACAACGAAGACCAUCACACCUACAGUAUCAACUACCAACACUUUGGCGAUACCAAGACGUGGUAUACCGUUCCAGGUUCGGCUGCCGAGAAAUUCGAAGAAGCCAUUCGCAAAGAAGCUCCAGAACUCUUCGAUCAACAGCCGUCCUUGCUGUAUCAGCUGGUUACCUUGCUCAACCCGGGAAGGCUCAAGGAGCUGGGCGUUGAUGUCAAUGUCUGCGACCAGAGGCCAAACGAGUUUGUCAUCACCUGGCCCAAAGCUUAUCAUUGUGGCUUCAACCACGGCUUCAACCUGAACGAGGCCGUGAAUUUCGCAUUACCGGACUGGUUGCCGUAUGGCGCCGCUUGCGUUCAGCGAUACCAGCUCUCCAGCAAGGCCCCAGUGUUUUCUCACGAAGAACUUCUCGUUGCUAUCAGCCAGUAUUCUGAUACGGUCGAGUCCGCGGUCUGGAUCGAAGAAGGGCUGUCCACCAUGAUCGUUCGCGAACUCGAGAAGCGUGAUCAGGUGCGACGUACCGAUGUGGGAAUCGGCGAGAUUCUUGACAGCGCGGACAAGGCGGAAGACCAGUACAUGUGCUUCAAGUGCAAAGCUUUCUGUUACCUCUCGCAGGUGAUUUGCUCCUGUACCCGGCAGGUGGCCUGCUUGGAUGAUGGCCAGGAGCUGUGUAAAUGCGAUUCGUCCAGCCGAACGCUGCGCAAGAGGUUCUCGGAGAGCCAACUGGUCGAUAUACAACGGGCAGUCUCGGAAAGGGCGUCCAUCCCUCAAACAUGGCGAACCCGGUUCGAGAGCACAUUGGCCGAAUCAGCACGACCCAGCGUCAAAGCUCUGCGAGCACUCGUCGCUGAGGGCGAAAAGAUAGCUCAUCCCAUGCCCGAAUUGUCUACUUUGCGGGGAUUCGUCGCCCAGAUCAACUCGUGGAUGGUCCGUGCGGGCACAUUGCUCAACCGAAAGAAGGCCAGCGGGAGAAAGCGCGUUCGCAAGACCCGUGGUGAUAGUGAUGAGGAUUACCUGAUGGACGUUGACGAGGACUCUCUCGGGGAGACUAACAAGAAACCCGCAGAGGAAGUCAUCAAGCAGCUUUUGGCGACUGCCGAGAAGAUGGCAUUCGACACGCCGGAAAUCGUCCAACUGCGCCAUCUGGUCCAAUCGAUCGGCGUGUUUCGGCGUCACGCAUCUGCUUUAUUGCGUACACCUGAGCAGGAUAUCGAUGUCAAAGCUUGCGAGAGGAUGUAUAUGAGCGGAGAAGCGCUCAACGUGGAUACGCCAGAGCUCCAUCAGCUCGACUUGAUCAUCCGACGCAAAGAAUGGCUCGACACGAUGAACAAUAUCGAUGAAGAAUUCCUUGCACUGUCUGAUGUCGAGAACUAUCUCGAGCAAGCCGAAGAUUGCGAGAUCCCUGGCGAUCACGAAUUCGUUCGGUAUCUCAAGGUCAAGCUUUCAAAGGGAACCGCAUGGCGACGCAGGGCCGAAAUCGUCAUUGCAGCUUGCAGCGAGCCUGAGAACAACGAACGCAACAUCACCCUGGACGAGUUGGUGGCAUUGACGAAAUACGACGAUGAUGUGCCAGUCAACGAAAAACUGGCUUCCAAGCUGGGCGACCUCUUGAGAAAGACUGAGGGAGUCAUUCAAUCUUGCAAGCUCAUCCUUAAUCCCGGGUCCGAGGAGGAGAGGAAAAGCAUGUCGCAUAUCCGGAAGAUGCUCAAGACGGCUGAUACCAAGGCACCCGGUGUGAUCAUACCAGAGCUAGAGAUGGUUGAGGCCAUUGUUACGCAACACGAUGAAUGGCUGAAGCGUGUGGGCAAACUCGUCGGCGAGACGAGACAACCGGGACUCGGUAUUGAAAAGCUGCUGCAGCAAACACGACAGCUGCUGGAUCCACUAGACGAUCACUAUCCUUCUGACCUCAACGGGAUCAUGGAGCAGGAUGGCGUGUCAGUUGCGGUGUCCCGCUUCAACUGCGUGUGCCGACAGCCCGCCAAAACCAGGAUGUACCAGUGCAGAAAGUGCCUGGAGCUCUAUCAUCUCGGCUGCAUUCCCUCGACGUAUGCCGAGGAGCCAAAUGGGCGCGUGAUCAAGUGCCCCUUCUGUCGAACAAAGGAUCAGACUGGCCAAAAACCUCAACCUCGACCGUCUUUGCUCAAGUUCAUGCCGUUGCUCGACAUGCAAGCGUGGAAGCUGAGUCACGAGUUCGAAGAGUUGACGCAGAUCCGGGACCUGGUCGCGCUGUGCAAGCACAUUGGCGAUCUCGUUCUCACCCACGUCAUCAACGACCCUACCCGUAGCGACAUCAAGACGGAGGAUACCCGGUUCCUCCGACACUGGUUGCGCAAGCUGCGAGAUCUGCCGAUCAACAUUGAAAUCGAGACGCAGCCCCAGAGCGUGUCCCUGUACCCUGCUCUUCUGAGCCGCUUGAAGCAAGUCAGGAGAGCGCGGGUUCAGGCCUUGAUCAAACCGGGCGGGGGCCUUGGCCCCGGCGGUGCCGUUCCCGACCCCAAUCGACGUCUAUCGGCCAGUGUGGCGGGUCCUUCCCAGCGUAGACCCAGCACGAACGCUCCCGCGGCUGAAAAGUCGUUGAAGAUCACAAAACGACCUACUGGCAAGGACGCGUUGGAAGUCGCUAGGAGACGUCAUCGAUGGCCUUGGAUGUUCUUUGAACGAUGGCCGAAACCUGAGGACGAACCCGCCUGUCUUUGCGGCGGUCCAGAUUUCAAACGUCCCUUCUCAUGGCAUAGUAUGGGCACCAUCAAGUGCUCCAUGUGCGAUGACUACUUCCACCACGACUGUGCUGCCGUCAAAUGGUGGCGACUCGAUGAUGGGUACAGCCGAAUUGAGGAUUGGAUGUGCCCUUUCUGCUCUGCCAACUUUAGCAGAUAUUAUGAUGCCGAAUAUCUCGUCUUCACUCAUGAUCUCAAGCUCAAGAAUGAGAAAAAGAUGGAUUUCGAGUACGAUAUCAAGAGCAGGAAGAAGGAUCCCUGGAAGAUGUGUAUCGACCCUCAACUAACGUUCGCUUACAAUGAGCUCACGACGAAGGUGAUUCAACCCCAUAACCGUGGAGGAUGGACCAACUUGGUGAUGGAAAGGUUCGAACCGGGGAUGCAUCCAGAAGAACGUCGACAUCCCGACUUCCACAAACAGGCAAGGGUCAUUGUGAAUGACAUCAAGAAGGAACUGACCGAUGCUUGGGAAGCCCGGGUCGGCCCGGGUCAUGACGAGCCCAAAGUACCGGUCAGGCCGAUCUACACCACUGAGUCGGGAGGAGACAUGAGUACUUCACAGAAGAAGAUCGUCUAUCCGCCUGAUGCCUCGACGGCGGCUUCACGACCUCGCUCAAAGGAGACGGGACCGCAUUUGACAACGAAACCGUAUCAGUCGUCAGUGGGGCUUCUGCCGACCAUGACCCCCGGGGGUUAUUACUCGUACGGAGCGUCCUACUAUUCCGCCGCCGAUAUGCACGGACAAGGCAUGCCACCGGGCGGAGGUUACCCUCAUGCUCAUCCUACUCUGACCGGCUAUGAUCCCGCUGCACCGAUGAUGUACAAUGCCGGAUGGGUCGCGCCUCCACCGCCCGUCGCUCCGCCACCUCUACCUACACCAGCCUUUGGGAGGCCCUCAGAGAUCCCCAAGCCCAACGUCCCGGCCGAGCCGGUCAAAGAACCACCUCUCUUGCCCCCGCCCCGUCCGCUCAACUCGUUCACCGCCAACAUGGUCAUUCCCGCUUUCAAGGGCGGUAACGGUGCGAAGAAGUUAACGGAUCGACCUUCGAACGAUACGAGCUAUGCUGCGUUCAAGAAUGCUAGUCCCGCUCUGAGCGCUUUUGGGCAGGCCAACUCUUCGAAGGGGACUCCGCCGGCGACGGUCAACCCUGCAGCGGGGUCGCCUUCGGAGAUGCGGUCGUGAUGUGACCUUUGUUGUUGUUUCCUUCCGGAUCCCCGAUCCCAUACCAAACGAUGUAACCUUCGGGCCCGUAUCUAAUCUCUAUAUACGAUGUACAAUUGACGAUAAGUAUGAUCCUGACGUUU